Molecule: messenger RNA, 4302 nt
Organism: Emericellopsis cladophorae
Lineage: Eukaryota; Fungi; Ascomycota; Sordariomycetes; Hypocreales; Bionectriaceae
Product: Transport protein particle subunit-like protein
Exons: 2
Coding region: 1-4302 (1433 amino acids)
Cellular component (GO): trans-Golgi network
Source: RefSeq, a predicted model, not a curated record
AUGAGCCUAGAUCCGCUGCUCCCUACCGCUCCCGCGAGGGUGAAGGCGCUGCUUCUUCCCCUGGGCCAGAUCAGAACAGAUCGUUUUGUGUCCUUCGUCGACCGACUGCACAGUGAACAUGUGGUCCAUCUACGGGACGUCACCCCUGAUGGGCGACCAAAUCGCAACAUGUUCUCGCCCUUGGCCUUCCCUGAUGGUGCCAUACUCUACGACCUCAUCACGCAUGUACCGCCGCCGUCGCACACAGCGCUUACCCCUUUCGACCUGUACCGAGAACCCCUGGCUGUCAUCGCGCUGGCAGAUGGGUCCGAGCUAGGGAAGGAGACUUUCAGCAAGAGCCAGUCGGUCAAUGGCAGCGGCCCAACAAUGGUCGAAAAGAGCAUACGUGCGCUGUAUCAGGAACUCGAGGAUCUGCGCGACCAGUACCCCAAGGCCUUGGUGCACCAGGUGUUGAUCUUCGAUUACGUGCCGCCCGCGUCGACCAUAGUACCUAUCCCCGAGGGGGUCUUAGUGAUACCACCGACCGAAGAUUCACUCAGAACCACCAUGAAGACGGUCAUGUGCGACAUCUCGUCACAACUUCUCGCGGAAAUGACGACGCUGGCAAGGUCCUUCGAACAGAUGACAUCCAUCGAGUCGCCUGUCCACUAUUCUGGCACUCGCCCGAUACCUGGCAAAGAGCACGGGGCCAAUGGUAUGCCUAGGAGAAACUCGCAAUACUCCGUGCCACACCAUGAUGGACGUUCGGCCUCUGUCGGUGUACCCAGCAAACAUCACGCACGCAUGUCGAUGCCUCCCGUUCCUACGCGCCCUGCGAUGGGUUCGAGCAGCUCGACCCCGGGACGGCCUUCGACGCCAGUCAAGAACGGCUCUGCUAAUGCGCCAGGGAACUCUGAUGGCCCGAGUGAGGUGAGUAGCACACCAUCGACGCCCGAGCGGACUGGCUCGCGUCCCGUUUUUGCGCACAACUCGCGCGACACAUCCAGCAACCGAGUCUCGGUCCAAGGCUUCGGGCCCGGUGGCGCGAAUGACAAGUGGCGUUUAAAAGGAAAAGGCAGGGCGUCCAUUGUCAUAGGCUCCCUUUAUCUCCAGGCUGGCAGAUGGAGUGAUUCGUUGCGCGAGCUAUCGGAGGGCGCGACGGCAGCGCGCUCGCUCAACGAUCACAUUUGGCACGGCAAGGCAUUGGAGCUCAUCUUGAUGAACCUCUUCCUCUUGGGCUGGUCUAGGUUGGAGUUUCAGAUCCCUUCAGUCUGUUUGCCCACGCAAGAUGGGCCUAGCAAGUCAUCUUGGUCGUCGAAGGUGGACGCUCAGGCGAUCACCGCAGACCAGCCGAAGCACCUGCGCAAUCUGCAGCUCAUCCUGCCGGAAUUGCUUGAUAAAAUCGUCAAUCUCUACUCACGCAAGCGCACCGAGGCCGAGAAGCUGCCAAACCUGCCCUUUGCGGAAACUGUCAUCAGGUCCUGCAAGAUCCUUACCGCGUUGCAUAUGAGCAAGGGGGAGCUUAAUCAGCACGCACUUGAUAUCAUUGUCACGGGAAAGCUGCCAGCAAAGGGGCUAACAACAUCCCCGCGCCUUCACAUUGUGCCUACGCGACAGCAGAUCGUGAACCUACUGAUGGAGGCAUUCCCGUCGUCACCGAGUUUCUCCGCAGAGUUGCUGACAACGGUGGACCGCGCCUCCAUCCUGAGCGGGAUUGCAGCCGUCUUGGGGCCGCUUGGGUUUCAAAGGAAGAAAGCAAUGGUGAUUCGCGAACUUGUUUCGGUUCUUAUUGCUGGACUUGUGGAGGCCCGCACUCGAGGCGCGGCCGACGCUGGCGUGCAUCCGGCUGCUGGACUCGUCUCGCUAGCACCAGGGUCUGAUCCUCGUAGCGGCGUUGCUCUGGACGUGGGUCAUGGUGAUAUCGAGUAUGGCAUAGAAGCCUUCCUUGAGCUCCUUUGCAGGUCGUACGGGAUUGUGGCAUUGGACCAAUCGCGAAAGAUCACAGACUCCGACUCGUCAAUCGUUCGGGACUCAGAUGAGGCUAUCGUGGCUAGGAUCCACGGGCAGUCUGCAUCAAGAUUCUUUGGCUUUACAGGGAUCAAGCUCAACAUCCUUCGCGCCUGCAUCAACUUUGCCGAAGCCCUCCCGGAUUUCAACGGUGUCCUCAAAUUCUCAAGCGACCUAUUAAGGACAGCAGGGUCUGGGGUUGCUCCAGGAGCGCGUAAGGAAGACUCUUCGCCCAUUAUCUUUGCUGAGGAACAAGCCCGCUUUGCCAGCAACAUCGCCAGGACCUGGAGUCUUGCGCAGCAGCUUGGGAUCCAAGAUUGUGAAGCUGAAUACUGGGAUGAAUUCCUAGUCAGAGGUAUCAAACUUGAGCCUCUGCCAAGCAUCAAGGCGCCUAUACCCCACGCACACAGCGCUCUGCCGGGCGCAUCGGCAGGAAGGGCCUCUCAGGAUGUUGAUCCGUUCAUCUACAACCCCUUCCUGAAGAAGCCAGAGGAGGUUGCACAGGAUUUGCUGGUCGCGGGAGACAUGGCGACUUUUAGGAUCAACCUACAGAACACAUAUGACACCGAGGUUGACAUUGAGAGUAUUCAAGUUGAAACUGACGGAGCUACAUUUGAAGCUAUGCCGUCUUCUACGCGGUUAGGACCCAAUCGGACUCAACUUAUGAAGCUCCAUGGCAGGCCGAUGGAAGCGGGGCAGGUCAAGAUCACGGGAGCCAUCGUCAAAGUGCGAGGCUGCCGAGAACGAAGGUUUCCUAUUUUCACUCAGCCGUGGCAUCCUGUUAGAGAUGCCAAAUCAAAAGUCAAAGGCGUGGCCGGGUUGGAAGAGUCGUUGCAGCCUAUUAAACGACCUGGUCCUCAGUUGUCACCUGAAUCAUUGGGGUUGACUGUCAUUGAAGCACAGCCUCUGGUGUCUGUGAAAUCGACAUCGCUGUCUCAGGCGUCGGUCAUGAUUCUCGAGGGCGAAAGGCAGAUCUUUUCGGUCACUUUGCAGAACAUGUCGGCAACACCCGUCGACUUUAUGCUCUUCUCCUUCAGAGACUCAACGCAGGAGCCCCUAAAAGCGGCUCUCGCCAACCGAGACGCAAGUCCAGCCGAGUUGCACGAGUACGAGCUGAUCCUCAUGAAGAAGCAAGCGCUGCGCAUACCCAAGGGCACCCAGACGCGCUUCAUCGAGGCCGGCGGGGAGGCCACAUUCGAGUUUGAGAUUCUGGGAAAACCAGGUCUGACGCAUGCUUCUAUACAGGUGGAUUACACGUACCUUGGAAAGCCUCGUGAAGAAGUCACGGAACAAUUCUAUACGCGACAAGCCUCGCUUGACCUCACAAUCACUGUCAACGGCAGCCUUGAGCUUCCCCGCGCAGACAUCCUGCCCCUGAACGAAGCAAUCCCCUCCGCGUUUUGGGCCAAGUUUGGCAAGGGCGAGCCUGCGUCGCCUGAAGAUUAUUGUUUGCUAUCGUUGGAUGUCCGGAACAUUUGGCCAAGCCUCAUGUCAGUACACAUUCAAGAUGACGACGGCCUCCUGGUGGACGAUGCCAUUCUUCCCGGCAACACCAACCGCGUGCUUGUGCCGGUGAGGCGGGUGUUCUUGGAGGAUCCCCACGCGGCCAUCCCGAGCCUCAAUCCUGCGCAAAACAAGCAGUUUGUCGUCAGUUCCACAACAAUUUCCCCAGAAGCCGAGCGUGACAACCGCGAAGCGUUCUGGUACAGGGAGAGGAUGCUUGACCGGCUAAGGGCCACGUGGACUACAACCAAGGGCGCCACACGCAGCGGGACACUCGAAUUAAGAAACAUCCGAUUCAAUCCUAGGAUGGUCGAAGCCAUCAAAGUGGAUGAGAUCGGCAUGGACAUGUCGAUCCAGCAGCCGGACGGUCUAGACGAGCCCAGGAUGACCUACACACACGAGGCGUUUACUUUUAAAGUACGGGUCACGAACCGCACAAGUCGACCAAUCUCGCCCAUCAUCCGUAUCAUGCCGGCUCUUUGUCAUCGCUCGAAGCACGUAGCCCUCGAUCUCACGCGCAAGCUCGCAUGGAAUGGCACGCUGCAGCGAGUGCUCCCCAACCUGCAGGGUCAUGAGAGCACGGAUAUCUUACUGGGGAUGACGGCUCUGACCAGGGGACAGUAUGAGCUCGCGACGACAGUUGAGGAGCUGCGAGCGCAGGAUGACCCGGGAAGCCGGGACAGGCAAUGUCAGAUGGAAGGCAGACCGAGGUCUGACUCGCAAAAUGCUGCUGACGCGGCGAUUGGCACGCAGGGAAGAAGGGUGUGGCACUCGAGGCGCCCGUUUAUACUUACUGUGCGCGACAGGGACUGA